ACCCCACUAAUCCCAAGGCCCCAAUCAAUUGCUUCCAUUGAGAGGGAGAGAAUAGUCUCUUUUUCUUGCCGCUCCUCGCGAUCCGAUCUCGAUGGCGAACUCGACGGCCCCGCCGAUCUCCACGCAAGUCGCCCACCCGUCGCCGUCCUUCCGGCUACGCUCCGAGAGCCUCAACAGCCUCCGCCUCCGGCGCGUGUUCGACCUCUUCGACCGGAACGGCGACGGCGAGAUCACGAUCGAGGAGAUCUGCCAGGCCCUCGACCGCCUCGGCCUCGGCGCCGACCCCGCCGAGCUCACCUCCACCGUCACCGCUUACAUCCGCCCCGGCGCCGCCGGCCUCGCCUUCGACGACUUCCAGUCCCUCCACCGCACCCUCGGCGACGCCCUCUUCGGCGACCCACCCUCCGGUGGCGAGGCCGCCGAGGAGGAGGACAUGCUGGAGGCCUUCAACGUGUUCGAUGAGAACGGCGACGGCUUCAUCUCCGCCAAGGAGCUCCAGAUCGUUCUCGACAAGCUCGGCCUCCCCGACGGCCAGAGCAUCGACCGGGUCCACCAGAUGAUCUGCUCCGUGGACCGCGAUCGCGAUGGACUGGUGGAUUUCUCCGAGUUCAAGCACAUGAUGCGCACCAUCACCGUCCAGUCCAACUAAUCGAUUAGUAUUAAUAUAGCCAACUCCUUCUAAUUCAAGCUUAGCGUUAAUGUAUCGUAUGUUAUUUAGGUAUGCUUGUUUUGAUGCUUUGACCAGUCAAUCGGAAGGGUGGAAAUUUAUUAUGUUAAUAAUUUUGCUAUUAACAUCAUUGUGUCCGGACAAAAUUGGACACGUGGUGGCGACGUUUGUUAUGUUUUGGAUAAAAAUGACUGAUUGGUAUCGGUUAAUUUUGCUUUUAUUUUUUAUUGUUUAAGUUAAUCAUUGUGUUAAAACAAAAUGUGGUGCAUUAGAUUUAAACGAGGUAGGAUGUGAAAGCUUA
Messenger RNA from Elaeis guineensis (African oil palm), 968 nucleotides. Its product is annotated as calcium-binding protein CML42. Gene Ontology annotation, molecular function: calcium ion binding. The record is from RefSeq and is a predicted model, not a curated record. NCBI's taxonomy places the organism in Eukaryota, Viridiplantae, Streptophyta, Magnoliopsida, Arecales, Arecaceae.